This is a messenger RNA of Apis laboriosa (Himalayan honeybee), 2499 nucleotides long. Its product is annotated as 43 kDa receptor-associated protein of the synapse homolog. The record is from RefSeq and is a predicted model, not a curated record. NCBI's taxonomy places the organism in Eukaryota, Metazoa, Arthropoda, Insecta, Hymenoptera, Apidae. The transcript is spliced from 11 exons. Gene Ontology annotation, cellular component: synapse. Bases 513 to 2126 code for a protein of 537 amino acids. Gene Ontology annotation, biological process: chemical synaptic transmission. Gene Ontology annotation, molecular function: protein-membrane adaptor activity; acetylcholine receptor binding.
GCGACAGUUCUACCUCGACCAUUGCCGGUUAAUUUUCGCAAGGCGGCUACGUAUACGAAACAAUAGAGGUGAUCUUUUCAAUGCGAUACGGCGCGAUAUGGCGACAGUUUGUGUGUUAGGUUGAAUCGUAAAUCUACUUGCAACGCUUCGGUUACAUUUCUGACUUUAUCCUCAUCGCGGUAUUACAGACGGUUCAUGAUUUACAGAUAAAAAAUCAUAUUAGUUGAUUAAUUGGUGAGAAAACAAUCGUAUCUUCUUUCUUUUGUAUUGUAAUUCGAAUUUAAAAGAUUGAAAGAGUUAAAAACAACUAACUAAUGACACAUCGAGUGUCGAUUCGAUUUAAGAAGAAGGAUAUGUAUCAUAUCGAAGUAACAAGUUGCAAGCAUUGUAGAAACAAUGCCUCUGCUGACGAGGGAAGUUGAGUUUAAACUUUGGCGAAUCGACAUGCUGUUGUGGGAAUACUGGAACAUACAUUCCAAAGGACAAAGUAACGAAGAAAAGAAGACACAAUCAUGUCAUGGGAAUCAAUCUCUUCGAGAGAUUAUCUCGGCGGGGCGGCCAGUCAUCAACUCUCCGCGACCGCUCUUCUGGGUAGUCCAGAUGGAUCGCGGCAUCCGCUAGAUGUAUGUGAAUUCACCGAAGAGGACUAUCGGCAUCAGAAUUCCAAUGGAAACACUCAUUACCAGAACGGCAGGUCCGGCUCUGGUCUAUGGGAAUGUCUAAUAGGUUGCAGACGUCGUUUAGACCAACAUAUGGCUCGAAGACGGGUGGAACAAGGCUUGAAGUUAUAUCGCGCUCAUAAACAACAAGCUGCUGUUCGUAAAUGGAGAGGUGCUUUAAAGAAUAUCAGACAACGAGAAGAUAAAUUCGCCCUUCUCGGCUAUCUGUAUCAAGCCUACAUGGAUUGGGGAAAGUAUAGAGAUAGCAUCGAUUUUGGACACAAACAGUUAUGCAUUUCCGAAGAAUUGGAUUCGCCAAACAUGCGGGCAGAAGCCUAUUUAAAUCUGGCGAGGGCACAUGAAAGAUUGGGCGCAUUAGAUAGGGCUUUGGACUAUGCGAGACACAGCUUAUACAAUGAAUGCGAUCAAUGUGCGACUGCUGGAUUGGUUCAUUUGACCGUAGGCAGAGUUCACUUAGAAUUAGCAGGAUUUUGUAAAGCUUUAGAAGCUUUUCAAAGAGCUCAUAAAAUUGCUCAUUCGAUUCAAGACCCGUCAUUGGAAUUGCAGGUAUACGUAGGUUUAUCGGAGCUAUUCUGCAGAUUACACGAUGCUGAUAAGAGCGCUAGGUAUGCGGCUAGAGCUUACGACCUCUCAAGAAGCUUGCAACUGGGCGACUUAAAUUCCCGACAUCAUAGAGCAGCUCUUCUUCAGAUGGCAGCGGCACUCCGGAAAAAAGGAGAACUCGGUGACGCCCACGAUUACUGUUCGGAGGCAACACGAUUAUCGUUAGUUUCUGGAGAUCAAGCUAGUUAUGCCAGGAGUAUACGAAUAAUGGGAGAUAUUUAUAGAAAAAAGUCCGAUAUAAACAAAGCAUUUCGACAGUAUGAAAGUGCGAUGGGAUCUGCGGCAGCGACCGGAGACCGUCUCUGUCAAAUGGAAGCUAUGGACGGCGCAGCGAGAUGUCUUGAGGCCCUUCGAUUACAACAUAAAAUAUGCAAUUGUCGUCCUCUUGAAUUCAAUACUAGGCUGCUCGAAGUAGCUGGAUCAGUUGGUGCGAAGUUCCUGGUACGAACAGUGAGAUCGAGGCUUUCCCGUAUUUAUGGUUCUCUUGGAGAUGAGGAACAAAAGACUCAUCACGAAAGAUUAGCUACGGCAAUGGAAGAAGAUUUAGAAUUGCGAUGUGGUAGUUGUAACGAGCCUUUCGGCCUUGAAACCGAUUCUUUGGAAGCAUUACCUUGUUCUCACAUAUUACAUGCCAGGUGUGCAUACGACAUUUUAAAAAAACGUGACAAAAAGAAGAAACGUUUGUGUCCCGACUGUCACAAAUCCGUUAGUUCACGAUUGUACCUGCAUUGCGAAGAUCCUCAUGGCAUGAAUACUUUAAAUCACAGUUCCUUGAGUCUGGCAUCAUUGAGAGCCAGCAGUUUAGCCACGUUGGACGACUGUCACGCUACUAGCAGUGUUUAAAUCUAAUAAUCCGUUACAUCAACUUACUUAUUUACUUAUGUACUUAGGAUUUUGUUUACUUAGAAUUUUUUGAACAAUGUGUUCUUUGUAAUGAUCACUACUAAUAUUUCACGUAUGAAUGUAAACAAAGCAAAUGCAAGCACGACCAGUUGUAUCCUAAAUCUGACUCAAAAUGCAACUGUGCACAUUAGCUUAAUUUCAAAUAUUUUUUUUAGGAUAUAAGAGAUAUCAAGCUUGCGUACAGUCUGCCAAUUAAGCGAUUAGACAUGAAUAUUACUUAAUGCGUGAAUUGUUUAACAUUUAAAUUAGAAUGAAGAAAUUUAAAAAAUAUUAGCACAAUAUCAAAAGACUUGAUGGCAAUAAAAAUGCACAU